AGGCAGGGUAGGGGCUCUUUCGCCCCGCCUCCUUAUAAUGCCCUUUUCGUGGGAGCCAAUGGAAACUCAAGGUUGAGUUGCGUCACUUGUGCUAGCAACUCCUGGCAGAUUCUUUCCGAACCGUUAGCUCGUCUGUCCAGGGUCUUGGAGCCACCCCUAGCGAUAGGAGCGCAGCUGUUGGUGGACGCAGGUGGCGAGGCGCUUGGAGCUCCUGGCUCAGCAUGUGGUGCGCGGGCCCAGCCGCACUGAUGGCCUUUUGCCCCGGGCUCUGGGUCUCUAACCCGAGGUCGGCGCACGGUCUGGGGGCCGACUGUGAAGAAAAGAAACUGGACUUGGAAUCAUUGGACCUGUCGAAGAUGAGGGUGGCUGAGCUGAAACAGAUACUGUACAGCUGGGAAGAGUGCAGGGCCUGUGUGGAGAAAACUGACUAUGUGAAUCUGACCAAAGAACUGGCACCCAAAUGGGGCGGCUGUGGUUUCUCCUCUUCAGGUCACCACUCCAAGAAGCUGAAAGGAGUAAUUACUUCUCGUUCUGCAGCCCCUACCCUCAAGACGACUCUCUCUUCAGACUGAAAAUCUGUUCAGACUUUGCAACCUACUGUCUCUAUGGUGGCCAUGUUUACAAUCAGCUGCAGAAGACAAUGUUUACAUGGGAUUUGCCUUUUUUCCUUUUGAAUUUGUUAAAACCUAUCUUGGAAACAACAGAUCAAAUGCUGGGGCCCUAGUGAUGGAGCAGCUAUACAUACAUUCUGAGGGGUCUUGGGCUCUGCAAUUUCUAGCAGGCAGUGAACUUGCUCACCUGCUAGAUAUCAUCUAGGAAUGUGUGUGUUUAUCCCAGGAAUUCAGGUGUUCCCCUCAUUUCUGAGUCUUCCACAGUCAGCCAAAUACUUACUUCUCACGGAGCUCUAUUCUUCCUCAAUCCUAAAUUAUUAGGCAUCCUUGUUUCUUUCAGAAAGGAGUCUGGAGUUUUCUCCUUUCCAGAUUAUAUUUAUAUGGAUAUGUUUUUGCCUCCCCAGUAAGUUCAGUGUCACAGCACCUUGACCUUGGGUUCAAAAGCCUGGUUCAGACCCAGACUUUGCAAAUGACCUUUGCAGUCCCCUUUGCUUUCUCUAAUACAGCUUAUUGAUGGUUCCUGAGAGUUCCAUUGUAUUGGAAAACAUUGUUACUGUAAUAGCAUCUUGAAUAUACAAAGACAGAAGCAGAAGGAGUAAGAUGGAAAGAGCACUGAAUUGGAAUUUGAAGCCUAGGCUUACCUGUGGCUGGUUAUGCUGAGAAGUGUAGUGUGACUUUUUCUGGCCCUCAGUUCUUCAUCUUAGAAUGUAGCUAAUAAUGUCUACCCUAAUUGGGUUGUUGUGAGGAUUAAAUGGGAAAAUAUAAAUAAAAUAUGUAACAGAGUACCUGGCUCAGGGUAGACACCUCAAUAAUUAUUAGUUGAAUAGGAAUGGCUCUUUUCUUUUAAAGAUUUCAUUUACCAUCACAGCAUCCUACAUGAAGGUAUGGUGGGUACUACGCAGUUCACAGAUGAGGAAGGAAGGCAGAGGAGACAUUCAAUGACUUGACAACAAGGCCAAGAAAUGAAUUCAGGUCAUCUGACUUCUGGAUUGGAUAUAAUUUAUAGGCUGAGAAACACAGGCUUGAGAGAGGUUGAUGAUUUGGAAACUACAGAGCUUUAAAGUGAUGUUUGAGAAGCAGGCACGUUCACACCUCAUGCCUUUGAGUUCUUAAAGGGAUUGCAAGAAAUAGGCAAAUAAAAAUGAGCUAAAAUGACUGGAAUUCAAUAAAUAAUGAAUAUAAUGUAUUCUAGGAUGACAUUUGUGAUCAGGAAUGGGUUAUGUCUUUUAUCUGGGGUGACUCAAUGUUUGUGGACCAUCAUUUAAUUCUACACACUUCCAUGAUGCUAUUGCAUCAUGUGAAAUGCAGAAGAAUUUAGGUCAAUUGUCUUGUCCAACAACAAAAAGCAUGAUGGAUAUGUUCAUGGAUCUUUUUAUUGCAGCCACAUAUACCAGUUCUCUGUAAACACCUAGGAAACUUACUCAUUGGCUUGUACUUAGAAUGCCAAUUAAAGCUCUUGAAACUCAGCAACCUCAAAUGAAGCACUUUUGAGUUGUGCUUUGUUUAAACCAGUUUGACUAUUAGUACAUUUUCCAUCUGUCUUCCUUUUUCUAUUAGGCAUAAAAGAUAACAUACUAUAAUGUGACACUGUAUUUUGAGGAGCUGCUCCUCACUUGCUUAAAUUGUUGGAAAAUGCAAUGAUUUUAUUUUCCGUUUUCAUAGCAGUAUCAGUUAUUUUCAUCUAACUUAUGCUUAUCAGAAUACACUCUAAGUUAUGUAACUCUCUCCUGGAGAGAGAGGAAAAUAUGAAGUAUAUUCUUGGGAAAAUCA
Molecule: messenger RNA, 2381 nt
Organism: Manis pentadactyla (Chinese pangolin)
Lineage: Eukaryota; Metazoa; Chordata; Mammalia; Pholidota; Manidae
Gene: CDNF
Product: cerebral dopamine neurotrophic factor
Exons: 3
Coding region: 222-572 (116 amino acids)
Biological process (GO): dopaminergic neuron differentiation; neuron projection development
Cellular component (GO): endoplasmic reticulum
Source: RefSeq, a predicted model, not a curated record